AGAUGCGGCGUGAUGUUUACCAACAGUAGCGACGAGGUGGGGGACGAGGCUCGCGUCCAUGCCGUGGCUGCAUUGGUGGCUUUAUAUGUUUUGGUGUCUGCUAUAGGUAUUAUCGGUAAUGUAAGUCUGAUGGCGGCACUGGCAUCAGGGGGAGCUGCUAGACUACGGACGCCGCAGCUGCUCAGCGCGUGCGCAGCCGACUUUUUGGUCUGCGCUGCCAGCGCCCCGAUUGCCGCCACGCGCGUCGCCAGGAUACACCACCUGCCGUGCCAUGUCACAUUCUAUAUAGAAUCAUUCCCAGUGGCAGCCAGCACGUUGUCGCUGGUAGCGAUCGCGGCGGACCGGUGCGGUGCGAUGCGACGCGGUCAGGGCUGUUGUGCAAAGCCCUCUUUAGUCGUCGUGGUCGUCUGGAUCAGCGCAUUUGUUUUGGGUGCGACGGCCGUGACGACUACAUGCGUGUCGUGUCCACCGCUUGCUGCUGCGCACGCGUUGGUCACAUACUGCUUCCCAGUCGCCGUAGUAGCCCGGAGUCACUGGGCAGUCAGGGUCAAACUGACUGCCCUCUCAUUGACCGCGAGGGCAGCCCACGGGGAGCUGCCUCUCCCAGUGCCGCUGAUGCGACGACCUACACAUGUGAUCAUCGUCGCCGGCGUCGGGCCCAGAGAAAGACGUGACGCUGUAGACGUCGGCGACGUCAGAAAAAAGAAACUACAGCCCAGCCUCCUCGGCCCCCAACCACAGACGUCAACUCUUCACUCGCGGCGUCGACUCGGCAACGUGUUACUGGGCAUCGCUGCCAUAUUCGCCGUCUGCUGGUGCCCUCACGCUACAAUAGUCAUAUGCAGCGCAUUUGGCCUACACGCACCGUUAGUGUUAAGACAAUAUGCGCUGCUGUUGGGCUAUGCCCAUUCUGCUUUGAAUGCAGUCGCGUACUGGGUUCUAAACAGACACGCUCUGACGUCAGCCUGUGCCGCGUGGCGCCUACCACAACUGAGGGUCCGAGAGGAAAGACCUUCUUCAACGAACGAGGCAGCGCUUGGAGCAUUCCACCCCCGCCUCGCCCGCCCCGCGCCGUCUCCGCGGCCGCCCCCCUCCAGCUUCCUCUAUUGA
Molecule: messenger RNA, 1110 nt
Organism: Plodia interpunctella (Indianmeal moth)
Lineage: Eukaryota; Metazoa; Arthropoda; Insecta; Lepidoptera; Pyralidae
Gene: NGR-A17
Exons: 4
Coding region: 13-1110 (365 amino acids)
Biological process (GO): G protein-coupled receptor signaling pathway
Cellular component (GO): plasma membrane
Molecular function (GO): neuropeptide receptor activity
Source: RefSeq, a predicted model, not a curated record